AUGAACACGAGCCAAAACGGACACAAUCUGUACUGGCCCUUUCGCGAUCAUGGAGAGUGGUCACUCGGUAAAUUUCUAGUUGAGACCAUGACACAGACAGAGAUCGAUCGUUUUCUCAAACUGUCUUGGUUCAAUGUGAAAGAAAAACCCUCAUUCUCGAGUGCUCGAGAACUAUUGUCCUGGAUGGACCUUUUACCUCCCGGGCCGAAAUGGUGUAUCACGCAGUUUGAAGUCCAGGGGUACACCACCGCUGCUCCCAUUCAUCUAAUAUGGCGUGAUGGCCUUGAAGUUGCGAAGAGCCUCUUUGGCAACCCAAUUUUCGCUCGAAACAUGUCUUUUGAUCCUUUACAUGUCCGGGAGGGUGCGCAGCAAGAGUAUGGAGAGUGGUUCACAGCAAAUCGAGCAUUCUCGACACAGGACCAGCUGCCCGAAGGGGCGACCAUAAUGCCCAUAAUAGCUGUGUCGGACAAGACACCAGUCACAAGACAGACGGGCGGUCUGGAAAUGCACCCUCUUUUCCUCACUAUCGGCAACAUCGACUCUGACAUUCGUAUGAAGGCUACAUCCCAUGCUUGGCGAUGUGUAGCAUAUAUACCAAUCCCCAAGUUUGAAACACAUUCUGAUUAUCACACAAUCCUGAAGUCGCAUGUCUGGCACAAGUGUGUUGACUUAGUCUUUGCCAGCUUAAAGGUCGCAGCAAAGGUCGGCGAGUUUAUGCCUGAUCCCUUUGCGGAACAUACCUUGGAGCUAUUGUACAUUCUCAGCAAGUCCAUCGAUCCAUGGAAUCUUGACCGGUUCCAGAAGAAGGCGAAGGAGCUUCUCCUCCUAGGCGUUCAUCUUCCGUUCUGGCGCGACUGGGCGCUCACCCAGGUCUUUAUUUUCCUUGUCCCUGAAAUCCUUCACACCCUGCACAAAUUCUUCUUCGACCAUCUGUUGCAGUGGUGUAAAGAAGUGGUCGGAAGCGACGAGCUUGACGCAUGCUACAAGAGUCAUCACAAGUGGUGUUGGUCACAGAUGACUGGACAAGAGCAUCGUGAUAUCCAGCGCACCAUUGUCGCCAUGAUUUCGGGUGCUGCUCCCCCUGAAUUUGUGCAAGCUAUUCGUGCUCUCAUCGAUUUCAUGUAUCAAGCGCAGAACCCUGUCCAUACAGAAUCAAGUAUCGAGGCAAUGCAAGCGUCACUUAACGAAUUCCACGAUUGCAAGGUGGCAAUCCUGGAAGCUGAGGCACGUCGGGGAAAAAGCAGCAUCAAGGAGGACUUCUACAUACCAAAACUUGAGCUCCUGCUGAGCUUCGCAGAGGCCAUUAGGAACAACGGUGGAUUGAUUCAAUUCACUGUGGAUGUUAGUGAACAACUUCUCAUCACACAUUGCAAAAGCCCUUUCACAAGAACGAGCAAACAGAAAGAUUUCAGCGAGCAGAUCGUCCACAUCCUUGAUCGUGAAGAGCGGAUGCGGCAGUUCGAUCUAUAUCUCCUCCUUCGCCAACACAACCAUGCUCUCGUGAAUGCCGUCGUUGAUGAAGAUGAGGAGGUAUAUGCCACAGACCCGACGAUGGCAUGGGUUUCUCAUGUUGCCCCUGACGAACAACAUCAUUUCAGUGCCCCCAGGCCCAUACGGAAUCAUUUCACCAAGGGCAUCCUAUCCGACAGCGCCAAUGCAGCGCUUACCAUCACUCGCUCUCCUGAUGGCUCAAAUCUGAGCUGGCCUGAUGUGAUGCGCACCUAUGGACUCCCUGAUAUUCGUCACAAGGUCACAGAAUACAUUCAGCGAUAUGCAGAUGAUGUCGAAGGGUGUUUCCGGAUGUUUAGCACCAUUAAGAUUUGGUCCAAGUUUCGUAUCCAACUGCAUUUGACAUUUCGCCCAUCAAUUAUCAUGCCUAGCCAAGCUGUCCAGGCCGAACCACCAAGUGAUACAUUCCCAUCUGGAAAUUGUGAUGCGAUUUUCUUAGACACGGAUCAAGGCGCAAAUAACCCUGGUUUUCCCGUUGCUCAAGUUCGCAUUGUAUUCCAGCUGGCCCCACCCCGGCGCUCAACUGCGAAGCUUCCUGACUUCCUGUUGCACCCCCUUCUCUAUGUCCAACCUUUUCAUAUUGUAAAAACCCCCGAAGAUCUAGAGGACACUCGGUUGUGGAAACUUGAGAGGGUAUAUGCACCUGCAACGCAGCCCAAAACCCGCACCGGGUUUGUCAUUCCCAUAACAGAGGUAACACAUGCUGCAGAGUUGGUCCCAGUGUACAGAGAAGAGGUUGACCGUUCCUUGACUUCAGCGACAUCUCAGGAGCACUAUGACCACUUUUAUCUUAACCGUUAUGCGGACAAGGAGAUGUAUAACGUGUUGCAUGAAUCAUUGGACACUGAGUAUACUCUUUAG
Suillus subalutaceus is the source of this 2370-nucleotide messenger RNA. RefSeq lists its product as uncharacterized. NCBI's taxonomy places the organism in Eukaryota, Fungi, Basidiomycota, Agaricomycetes, Boletales, Suillaceae. The transcript has 6 exons. The coding region runs from base 1 to 2370 and encodes 789 amino acids. The record is from RefSeq and is a predicted model, not a curated record.